AUGCUAGUUGGCCCAACAAGUGAUACAGCGUUGUCUUCAUCCGUAUCGCUUCUCAUCGAUUCGUUUAAAGUGGCUGUAUAUCCAGCUACUGUCCUUCCAUUUAUUCGUGACUGCGUUAUUUGCGUGUUGAAUCGUACUUCUCAAAACAACUACAACAAUCAUGUCUGCUGUUCCAAUGAUGAGCCAAAUGCUCCAUUAAACUCGACUGACGAAGAACCACUGGCACUUCGUUCGAUGUCGAGAAGCUCGUCGACCGACGAGAGCACUCCUCCAUCGCCGUCGAUCGCUCCGAUUCGUCCCAUCAACUUCAUCAAAUCAACAGCAACCUCGCUGCUUGAUGGAGUCAACAAUAUACUAAAUGGACAU
Molecule: messenger RNA, 366 nt
Organism: Mesorhabditis belari
Lineage: Eukaryota; Metazoa; Nematoda; Chromadorea; Rhabditida; Rhabditidae
Source: the annotation of a GenBank genome assembly